Messenger RNA from Bemisia tabaci, 6306 nucleotides. It is a transcript of the gene neo, whose product is annotated as ZP and PAN domain-containing protein neyo. Gene Ontology annotation, biological process: anatomical structure morphogenesis. Lineage: Eukaryota; Metazoa; Arthropoda; Insecta; Hemiptera; Aleyrodidae. The record is from RefSeq and is a predicted model, not a curated record.
CACAGUCGGUGAAGGCCAAGGUAUUAGCUCAGUCACUCGGUGCUUCCUCUUUCAGCUUACGCGCGCGCGGGUUCGCCGAUCCCGGCUUAGUUCCGCCACUUCCGUAUCCUCUCGCCACGCGCCUUCCACUCAUUCCGCGAGCUUUUCCGCCGUCGGAUUUUCACGCAGUUUCCAUCGGCUUCACUUUUGUGGCGCGAAAAAUCACCGUUGCUCAAGUGUUAUUUUUUGGCCGGCCUUCUCAUACUGGAUUUCCCUCAGUUUCCAAAGAUCGUGCAAGUUACGUACUGUCGUCGCUCCAUUUGGUUUACUCAAGUUUCAAGUGUCCGUUCCUGAAUUUUUGGCGAGGUUGCCCGGAGAUUAUAUCCAGGAUCGUCGACGAAAAACGUCAGCGAGUUUCAUUGCUGAUAUCAGAAACGAAAUCAACAUUUAAGAUUACAAAGCGGAAAUAAAUCUGAGAUUUUCACAAUAAGGGCCAAUUGAGAGUUAGGAAGUGGACUUGGGCGAGAGCGCGGGAGCGCGGCGUGGUCUUGGGCUGGGGUCUCUGGCUGGGACGUUGCAUGCGAUGGCCGAUCGUCACCUCGGAUGGGCCCUGCUCCUGACGGCGGCUAUAUCCCUGCUGCCCGCGCCGGCCUCGCCCCAGGAGACGGUGCAGGGCCCCGGGUUCGCGGCCAAGGCCUCCACGCUGGCGGCCACGACGCUCGGCCCCUCCACGACGGCGGCCCGCGACCGGGGCAAGACCGGCACGGAAGCCGCCCCCGGGGCCGGCGUCGCCGACUGUGAGCCGGACAUGAUCGGCUUCGAGCUCGUCACCGGCUACGUCUUCACCGCCCCCGACGACCUCCUCGACUCCAUCCCCGGCACCCUCAUGCUCACCGACUGCCUCGAGGCCUGCCAGAACAACGACACUUGCCACUCCGUCAACUACGAGACGGGGCUUUGCGUCAUGUUCUCCUCCAACGCCGACAAAUACCCAGGGGCGCUGACGAAGUCCCAGUUUCCAGUGUUCACAAUCUACGCGCAGAAGAGCUGCUUGGGCGUGAAGCCGUGCGAGCGCGCAUGGUGCUUCGACAGGGUGCAGGCGCACCGACUCAACGGCUACGUACAACGGCAGCAGACUGCAGGCUCCCGACAGGAGUGUCUCGAGCUCUGUCUCGGCGAACGGGAAUUCCCUUGCAGGUCGGCGAAUUUCAACAACGUGACGGGAGUGUGCGAGCUGUCGGACAUGGACCGGCUGACGGUGGCCGGGCACAGCGCCUUCGAGGCUGCGACGGACAGCGAGUACCUGGAGAACAACUGCGUCGAGGUCCCAGUGAAGCUCUGCGAGUUCAAGAAGCUCACCGGACGGAUCCUCAAGACGGUGGACUCGGUCUACCAGGAGGUCGGCUCCGUCGACGAGUGCCGCGAACUCUGCCUCAACUCCCCGUACAGGUGCCACUCCUACGACUACGGCGACACCGGCGACCUCGUCUGCAGGCUCAGCCACCACUCCAGAGCCACCCUAUCCGACAUUCAGGACCCGUAUUUGAACGUGGCGGAGGCCUCGACGUACGAGCUGAGCGCGUGCUACAACGUGACGAUCGACUGCCGAGCGGGCGACAUGGUGGCGCGGAUCAAGACCUCGAAGCUCUUCAACGGGAAGAUCUACGCCAAGGGCAGCCCCAACUCCUGCGUCAAGGACGUGCGGGAGAGCCUCGACUUCGAGCUGGAGAUGGCCUACGACGACGUGGAGUGCAAUGUGAAACACCAAGGGCUCGGGCGGUACCUCAACGAUGUCGUCAUCCAACACCACGACACCAUCGUCACCAGCUCUGAUCUGGGGCUCGCCGUUACCUGCCAGUAUGACCUCACCAACAAGACCGUCUCCAAUGAGGUCGACCUCGGCGUCCAGGGCGAUGUCAAGGCUGCCAUGACCGAGGAGGUGAUCGUGGACUCGCCGAACGUGGCGAUGAAGAUCACGGACCGAGCCGGCGAGGACAUCAAGGCCUCCGCGGAGGUGGGCGACCCGCUGGCGCUCAGGUUCGAGAUCCUCGACAGGAACAGCCCGUACGAAAUCUUCGUUCGGGAGCUCGUUGCCAUGGACGGAGUCGACUCCAGCGAGAUCGUUCUCAUCGACGCCGACGGCUGUCCCACCGACCACUUCAUCAUGGGACCCCUCUACAAAUCCUCCGACUCAGGAAAGAUCCUGCUCUCGUACUUCGACGCCUUCAAGUUCCCGUCAUCGGAAGUGGUGCAGUUCCGGGCGCUGGUGACGCCGUGCAUGCCGACCUGCGAGCCGGUGCAGUGCGACCAAGAGGACGCGUCGGGCGAACUCCGCUCGGUCAACUCCUUCGGUCGGCGACGCCGCCGAAGACGCGACACGACGACGACGACCUCCCGCGACGACCUCCUCCUCGUCGAGACGAUCCAGAUCACGGACAAGUUCGGGUUCAACCGGGAGAAGCGCAACUACAACGCCACCUCGGCCUUCUUCAGCGAAGACCCGAGCAGUCCGGAGGGUCUCUGCGUCAACCUGGCCGGCGUCCUCGUCUCGGGGGCUGUCCUCGUCGCCGUCCAGGUCGUCGUCCUCCUGGCGUGGUCCUACGUCUGGCAACGCCGGAAAACCAACCCCGGGCCCUCCAUCAACCUGGGCCUCGGCCUCGGCUUCAACCACGUGGCCCGGACCGACAGCCUCUGCAAGCUCUACGACGUCAGCUACGGCCACGGGCGGAGGUACUGAGCCCAUGCGUUGCCAUCACUAGAAAUGCCAUUGCCCCUUCCCCUUGUCUCCCCUCCCACGUGAAUUUUAGCUCCCUCCCCCUCCCCCUGCGCCCUCCCGCCGAGCCGGUUGCCGGGCACGCCGACUGUGAUAGUUAUGGGAAACCUCCGUUUCUCUCGCAGAGUGAAGAGUGGCUGGGAGCCAUUCGUCAUGUCACCGAGAAAGUUUGCCGACUUUCGGCCAAGUCAUACAAUUUUCAGAUUUAACAUUGAAAUGUUUCUAGAAAUUUCCCCGCAUUCGUUGAGCAAGAAAUUUGACACAAAUUUUAAGUUUUGGGCUAGACACUCGUAUUUCUUGAUGCCAUUCAAAUUUUAGCCUCGCAGUAUAAAGUAUGGUUAUACCUAAACUGGAAAAUUAACUAAUCCUUUGAAAAAUUUUACAAUUAGGGGGUGUGGUAGUAAAAUGAAGCGGUAAAAUGCUAUCUGAGAGAACCAGAGAAAUAUCCAGGACCUAAAAUGUGAUUACCAAAAAAAAACCAAAAUUCACGUAAUUCAGCUUGCUGCACCUAAGAUUCCAAAAAAAUUCAUUGAUAAGGAUUGCUAGGGUAUUUUUGAGGGAUUUCUGUAUUGCUACAGAGCAGACAUACAGCCCUGUUACAAAAUUGAUCUGCUAUUUCAUUAGGUAGUCACCAUCUCUCCACCUAUGAAAAAAACCUAAGAGGAAACCCGACGUUGCUGCAUUAAACAGACGGUAAAUGAUGGCUUAAAAUCUAAAGUUUACGAAACAUUUCAAUGAAAAUUUCAGUAAUAUUUUCCGACAAAGUGACAAAAAUGCGAGUGAAGACAAAUUUUCCCGUGAACAGGAGAACCCUGCCCUAAAACCGGUGCUCUAGGUACAAAUCAGCAUGACUGAUUCAAGGUAGCAAUGGAGAUUUCGUUCUGAUCAAGUCAAUGAACUAAAAAUUGAGGUGAAAAUCGGGCUGGAUGGAAAUUUCCCACCGUGUUUAUGAUUCCUAAUUUAUUAUUUAUUACACUAACUUCCCAUCCAAAUAUUCUCCCGAGGAUUUUUAACUUCUUAAUAUAAAUUGCUGCCAAGUUUGCAGGUAUUAAACUUUAAGAACAGUUCAUAUUUCAUUGAAAUUGUCUGAAAAAUAGUCAAAAACAACAAGGUUUAAUGAAUGAUUCUUUGUAAGUAUAUAUUUUAAUGAUGAUAUGAAUUUUUCUCCCUAAAAAAGGUAACUGGUCUGAAUUGGACGAAAUCUUCUGCAACCACAAUGAUAAGCUGAAAACAAGCUUCCCUACUUUCAUUCAUUAGAAAUUGUGUAAAUAUGUAAAGAGAUUUAUAUUCUGGAUUAGUUAGCUCAGUUUCUGGUGAGAUGCUUCUUGCAAAUAAUGGCAAUGUUUUUCCUACUACAGCCGCUCCUCUCAUCGAGUAUGCGAGUAAAAUGCCUCUGUUUUCAGCCACUGAAAGUUUUUAAUAGAUGGUGCUUGCUCAUUUUUAAAUUUUUCUAUUACAAUACUUUAUCAGAGUCAAAAAACACUGCGAAAAAGAAGCAAAAAUUAAUUCUUCUUUGUUUUGGCUUUAAUUAAAAGAGUUGCUUCCUUCUUAUGAAAAGUUUGUAGAAGGAAUCACAUUGCCUAUUGCUCGUCUUUCUUCCAUUUUGAAUUCUAAGUAGAUUUCAACCGUUCUUCCCUUGUUAUGAAAAUUAGUGCUAGGAAUAUUUAUUGAAAACAAUCGAAACUUAAUUCCAGAUAGAAAAGGGAAGCAUCUAAUCUAAUUUAACAUUUUAAAGGGGUUAAAUUGGAGCCCAAGUGAGGAAUUCAACCAAAAAAAGAGAAAGAAGAAAAAAAAGAAUAGAGAAAAUUAUAACUCCCUGAAAUUUUGUUAAUAUCAGUGUUUUGAGACGACACGAAUAUAAAAAAAAAGAAAUAUUAAAAAAGAAAUGAAAAAAAGAAAGAAAAAAAACUAUGUUUCAAAUAAAAACUGAGAAACCAGUAUUUUUGCCUAUAAAUAUUUGCUUUUAGUGAGGAGCACACUCAUCAAAGAAGCCUAAUUACUAAGGUUCAGACCUCUGAUUAAAGAUGAGUAAAAAAUAUAAGUGCUUGACUCAAAACUCAAUAUUUCACAGGGAUUUUGAAAUUUUUGACACUCUCCUAACUUGUAUCCUUGUUGAUAGAAUUGUAAAACUGGAAUGUAAAGCCAUUUCAUGAUUUCAUGAAUAAAUAAAAAUAAAUAAUAUGAAUAAAUAAAUAUUUUUGCUCUCAGCUUGGACUCGGAGUGUUUUAAAAACACACUUAUGUGUUCACACUCAGAGUGAAUCAAAUGGAAGAAAAUUGAGAAUUGUAAGAAACCCUUGCCAACUUUAAAAUAUUGAAACACUCAAGUCCUACUUAAAUAGUGUAAUUUAUUAUAUAUAGGUAAAGUUUUUAAAAGGCCAUUUACUUUAGGGUGUCCUUUUACGAUUAGGUUAAUUUUUUUUUUAUUUUGGCAUUUUAAUUGUUGUGUAAUUGUGCAUUUUCAUGAUUUUUGAGGUUAGGACAACAAUCGAAUCAGUUCAAGUAAGUUAGGGAUUUUGGAAAAAAUGCAAAAUCAAAUGUUUCUCCGGUAAGAAGACAAGAAGAAGGUAUUUUCAUCACCCUUCAAGGACCGAUUAUCUUGCUGACUGUUUUAUUACAGAGAUUAAAAAGAAGAAGAGUAUUUUUGCAACAAAAUAAUUUGCUUUUUUUGCUUACAACUUAACCUUAUUCGAAGAUGAUCAACAUCGAUGUUUAAAUUUGAACUACCUUCCUAUAGGAUAAAUUUAAGGAAUUUUUUUCGAUUCUUGUCCUCACCCCAUUGAUGUAAAGUCUCCUAGUGGUCUUUUUCUUAAUUCUUGAUAAAAAAAUCUAGCCUACCACUGAUCUGCAUAAUAAAUGCCCUUCCGCAUGAAAAUUCAGUGCAAUAAUCAGAGUUCCUAUGCUUUAGCAGUAACGGUCAGAUUAGGACAACCUAGUUAAAGAGUGUGAUGCUGAUGACUGGGCUCUAAAAAGCACUUUUAUGAACAGAAAUUGGGGAAAAGAUCACUUUGAAUCUAACCGAGCUAUUUUCUCAUCAUUUUCAAGGUGAUUGAAAAAUAACAUUGUGAGAAACAGAACCGAGUAGAUUUCAAUAGGGCGAGACAACAAACUGAAUGAUAUCACCAUCAGUGAGAGAAUCAUCAUCUGCCUUAAUUUGAAACAACUACUGCUGAUUGAAAUUGGUGAGAAAAUUUUGCUUGGCUGAUGGUCAGACUCUGUGCUUAGCAAAGUUCUGAUCAUUUUUAAUCAAAUAGCGUCAACUAGACGCACGAUGUUAAAUUUUGGUAAAAAUUAGGAUAUAAUUAAGUAGGUAAAUUAAUUAUAUUUUUUUUUAAUUUAUUUAGGAAGAAAUUUAACUUAUUUUUUUAAUACUAAAGUAGCAGUUAGCUUAAAUGUAAUUCAAAUUCAAAUACUAUAACAGAAUUGUACUUGUUGGCGUGAAUGAAUGUGGGAAUGCAUGAAAACUGAGUGUAUUUAUUUUAGUGACAAGCAACUUGUGAAUGUAAUGUGUUGGAAAUUGCAAUAAAAUUGUUCUCGAUAAAAAGAAACAACAUU